UGUCAAAUUCGCUAAACAGCAAAAACGAACGCUAGGAGGUACAGAGGUAGCUCUCACUUAAACACUUGGCGAGCAGCUGAAGGAGACUAAUAGACCGGCGUUUUGAACGGCGACUGGUUUUAAAGCCACUUUUCUGGGUCUGGCUUGGAGCGCACUUCGUAGCCAGGAUGAUGUACCAAAGUUUCGGCACAGAAUACGACUCGUCUUCCCGCUGCAGCACUGCCUCUCCAGCCGGAGACAACCUUCCAUACUAUCACUCCCCUGCUGAUUCGUACUCCAGCAUGGGCUCUCCAGUCAGUAAGGCGCAGGAUUUCUCCGAUUUGUCCAUCUCCAGCGCCUCUUUCAUCCCCACUGUCACUGCCAUCUCCACGAGCCCCGAUCUGCAGUGGAUGGUGCAGCCGACCACGCUCAUCUCGUCAGUGGCACCGUCUCAUGGAACUUCGCAUCCCUAUGCACUGCAAGGAUCUAGCGCUAUCUACCCCAGGGCGGGCAUACUCAAAACACCAGGGAAUAAAGCACGAAGCACUGGCAGAAGAGGGAAGAACGAACAGCUUUCCCCAGAAGAAGAUGAAAAAAGAAGGGUCAGAAGGGAAAGGAAUAAGAUGGCUGCAGCUAAAUGUCGUAACAGGAGGAGAGAACUUACAGACACUUUACAAGCUGAAACAGACACCCUGGAAGAUGAGAAGUCCGCCCUGCAGAAUGAAAUUGCCAGCCUCAUGAAAGAAAAGGAAAAAUUAGAAUUUAUUCUGGCAGCUCAUAAACCUGUCUGCAAGAUCUCUGCAGAUCUGAAUGUUUGCUUUCCAGAGUCCAUGGUUUCUCCACAGCUGAAGAGUAUAUGUGAAGAUUCUGACUUUUAUAUCCAAAGUGCUGUUCCAGUCAGUACUGCUUCCGUGACCCCUGUGACCGCACCUUCCAAAGACUCGACUAUUUCUAGGAGUGCUGCACCUGUUGCUUCCAUGUCUACAGUACAACUGUCUGCCCUUGACGGUUCUUUGCACAUAAAAGAAGAACCCCUGGAUGAUCUGUUUACAUUCAAGAAGACAAGCUUGGAAACGGCUAGAUCAGUCCCUGAAAUGGACCUUUCCAGUUCUUUUGCUCUAGCGGACUGGGAACCACUUUAUACGUCUGUAGCAACCGACCUGGAGCCACUGUGCACUCCUGUUGUGACCUGUACGCCAUCCUGUACUACAUACACCUCCUCAUUUACAUUUAGCUAUCCAGAAACUGAAUCACUCCCAUAUUGCGGGGAGCUCCACAGGAGAGGCAGCAGCAGCAAUGAACAGUCUUCAGAUUCUCUUAGUUCUCCUACUUUGUUGGCAUUGUAAGAGAUGUAGCAAAAUGUAUUACUGAAUUGGCUGACAUUGUUUCCUUUUAAUAUACAGGGUAUGUAGUUUCUAGGACUCUGGCAGGGAAAUACCUCUAAGUAAUUUUAUUAGCUUGAUAAUAAAUAAAGUAGUAUUUUUUUUUCUGCAUAUGUAGCAAAACUUGGCAUGUUGCUGUUGUUGUUGUUAUUAUUUUGCUAAAUAUUUUAAAAGCAUAUUUAUAAGCAUGUUGAAACAUGCUUUGUUAAUAUCUGUUAGUAAAAUAUAAAUUUUUUUGGUGCUAAUUAAUUUAAAGAUGUAUUGUGCAGAUGAUCUGACAAUAUAUGUAACUGCAAUAGUGAGUUAUAUAUUUCAACAGAAACAUGUCUUUAAAUUUUAGAUUUUCUUAGUAUAAGUAAAUUUUUGUACAAUCUUCCAUGUUUAUUAUCCUAGAUUCAGAGUCAUUGUAGCCCUGGUCGUACCCACCUUUUUACUUCAUCCAUUGAGUGGUUUGAAAAUUUGUAUAAAGCAAAGUUUUCUGUGAAAACAUUUCUUUUUUUUUAUUUUAAUUAAGUUAUACAAGACUUUAAUAUUUAUAUUUUUUUAUUUUAUUUUUCUACCUUCUGAAAUGUUGGUCAGUAAACCUGCAAAAGAAGUAAUUCAGCAUUAAUUGCUCAUUGUUAUAUAGUUAAUAAAUAUAUAUAUUAAAUACA
Messenger RNA from Polypterus senegalus (gray bichir), 2014 nucleotides. RefSeq names its product v-fos FBJ murine osteosarcoma viral oncogene homolog Ab (gene fosab). Gene Ontology annotation, biological process: regulation of transcription by RNA polymerase II. Lineage: Eukaryota; Metazoa; Chordata; Cladistia; Polypteriformes; Polypteridae. Gene Ontology annotation, cellular component: nucleus. The transcript is spliced from 4 exons. Bases 168 to 1325 code for a protein of 385 amino acids. The record is from RefSeq and is a predicted model, not a curated record. Gene Ontology annotation, molecular function: RNA polymerase II cis-regulatory region sequence-specific DNA binding; DNA-binding transcription factor activity, RNA polymerase II-specific.